AAUAUAAAUAAAUCGGCGUCACAAAGUAUAUUAUAUGAAGGCCUAGUCGCUCGCGGAGGCUCCUGCCAUCGUCGUGAGAAUUUCAGGAGAUUGAAGAUUCGAGCGCAAGCCUCUUCGUGUCGGAAUCGAAAUUAGGGUUUUGAUUUGUCUGUUCGUUUCAGAUCUGGUCACGGCUCCAAUUCUCUCCGUUUCGUACAGAAGAUCGAUCCGUCCGAAGAACGGUCCUUUUUGACUGAAUCUGAUUUUGUGGAUUGGAAUCUCAUUUGCGAGGAAUUACUUUAAUGUUUUGCUUUGAAUUCGAGUUUUCUCCUCCUUCUUUGUUCAAUAGAUCUUGAAAAUUGGCUCCUCAAAGGCGUUCUCAGCGCCACAUGGGUGGCCAGAUGCAGCAGAGCAAUGCUGCAGCAACCGCUCUAUACGAUCACCCCAGUGGAGGGUCCCUGCAUAAUGCGGGGCCCGCAAGUGACGCUGGUGAUGCGGUCAUGGCGCGGUGGCUUCAGUCUGCGGGGUUGCAGCAUCUGGCCUCUCCCUUGGCUUCAACUGGGAUUGAUCAUCGUCUCCUUCCCAAUCUCCUCAUGCAGGGUUAUGGAGCGCAAUCUGCUGAGGAGAAACAGAGGCUUUUCAAAUUAAUGAGAAAUCUCAAUUUCAACGGGGAAUCUGGUUCUGAGCCAUACACUCCAACUGCCCAGACUUCAGGUGGGAUGGGUGCAUCUGAUGGGUUUUAUUCUUCUGAAUUUAGGGGGGACUUUGGAGCUGGCCUUCUAGACCUUCAUGCUAUGGAUGAUACAGAGCUCCUGUCUGAGCAUGUUAUCUCUGAGCCCUUUGAGCCAUCACCUUUCAUGCCUGGUGGUACAAAAGUGCUUGACAAUGACUUCAAUGUGCUGCUGGGCAGGCAGCAAAGAGGGCAAACAGAUGCAGAUGCUUCAGUUGGAUUGCCUACAAACGACAAAGAGAUCAUUGCAAAGGAAAACAAUGUGGCCAAGAUAAAAGUUGUGGUACGUAAAAGACCUUUAAACAAGAAAGAGCUUUCCCGGAAGGAAGAGGACAUUGUGACUGUAUGCGACAAUGCUUAUUUAACUGUUCAUGAACCUAAACUAAAGGUGGACUUGACUGCAUAUGUGGAGAAGCAUGAAUUCUGUUUUGAUGCAGUGUUGGAUGAGCAUGUCACUAAUGAUGAGGUCUAUCGUGUUACUGUAGAGCCAAUUAUUCCUACUAUUUUUCAGAGAACAAAAGCUACAUGUUUUGCUUAUGGUCAGACAGGUAGUGGUAAGACAUUCACCAUGCAACCAUUACCCCUUAGGGCUUCUGAAGACCUUGUAAGGCUAUUGCAUCAGCCUAUGUACCGUAAUCAAAGAUUUAAAUUGUGGCUUAGUUACUUUGAGAUUUAUGGUGGAAAACUCUUUGAUCUUCUCAGUGAUAGAAAGAAGCUCUGUAUGAGAGAAGAUGGACGGCAGCAGGUUUGCAUCGUUGGACUGCAAGAAUUUGAAGUGUCAGAUGUACAAAUUGUUAAAGAAUUUAUUGAGAGGGGAAAUGCAGCAAGAAGUACAGGCUCCACUGGUGCCAAUGAAGAAUCUUCGAGGUCACAUGCUAUUUUACAACUUGCAAUUAAGAAGCACAAUGAGAUAAAAGACUCCAAGAGAAACAAUGAUGGGAAUGAGUCCAAAGGUGGAAAGGUUGUGGGGAAAAUUUCCUUUAUUGAUCUUGCAGGUAGUGAAAGAGGUGCUGAUACGGCUGAUAAUGAUCGGCAAGCACGGAUUGAGGGAGCAGAAAUUAACAAGAGUCUUUUGGCUCUUAAGGAGUGCAUUCGUGCUCUUGACAAUGACCAGAUCCAUAUUCCAUUUCGCGGCAGCAAACUCACGGAAGUCCUCCGUGACUCUUUUGUUGGCAACUCGAGGACCGUCAUGAUCUCUUGCAUUUCCCCAAAUGCUGGUUCAUGCGAACAUACACUCAAUACUUUGAGAUAUGCUGAUCGGGUAAAAAGUCUAUCCAAAAGUGGAAAUCCAAAAAAGGACCAGGUUGUAAAUUCACUAGCAGCUGCUACCAAGGAAUCUUCAUCAUCAUCAUCAUUGCCAGUUUCUGUUGACACAGAUGAUGUCUAUGAGCAGCACCAAGAAGUGAAGGUUACAGAUGCAGGUAGAAGGGUUAUUGAGAAAGAAAACUUUUCUUAUAAUUCUACUGCUGAUUUUGACAAGCAGCCCUCAAGUUUUUCAUUAAAUUACCCCUUGAAUGGACGGGAAGAAAGCGGGAUGGCUUCUGGUUCAAUGGAUAGGGAGAAAGUUGAAAUGAAAAACACAUUUGGUGGUUCUACUAGUCAAAAACUGUACUCUUCAUAUUCCCAAAGUACUGUUGAUGCAGAAGAGAGAGUGCAAAAGGUUUCACCACCUCGUAGAAAAGUUUCUAGAGAGGAAAAAACAGAGAAGCUGGGAAAUUGGCUGAAAAAAGAUAGCGUUGGUUCUGAUCAAUCCAAACAGCAUAAUGUGAACAAUUCAACAACAAAUAAUGCUGGAUUUAGGCAAUAUGAGCCUGAACCUCCUCGUGAUGGGAAUAUCAAUGCAAUACUAGAGGAGGAAGAGGCCUUGAUUGCUGCUCAUAGAAAAGAAAUUGAAGAUACAAUGGAGAUUGUCCGAGAAGAAAUGAAGCUGUUGGCAGAAGUGGACCAACCAGGCAGCCUCAUUGACAAUUAUGUGACACAGUUGAGCUUUGUGCUCUCACGGAAGGCCGCAGGUCUGGUCAGCCUUCAGGCUCGGCUAGCCAGGUUCCAGCAUCGGCUAAAAGAACAGGAGAUACUUAGUCGGAAGAGGGUACCGCGUUAACCUGUCGCACUUCUUCACUCUCUUUUUUAACAAGAUCACCAUUUCCUGUCUUGUAAUUUCAUGUUUCUCUCAUGUAUCCCGUCACAAACAAGGGUUUCAGUAAUGUAUGCUACUCUACCCUUUUCUAUACAGAUGCAUAUUUGAACCGGAUGUGAUUUUUGCGAGUUUUAACUAAUUUUUGGUCUUUCUAAGCAGGGAGCAUUGUUAAAACGUAUGUAAAAGACAUUUUGGUGUAAAGCACAAUUAUGUGUGGAGGAUGAUGAUGACACUGCAGCUGGGUUCUGCGAAAACAAAAUGCAGUGAGAAACGAUCACCUUUGUUGUUAGUAUGGUUUGUCCUGUAAACUGUAUUGGUCAGGAUGAGCCUUUGUGUUGCCAGGGUUUUCUGGGUUUGUGGACUACGCUGUUUCCCGAGCCUGGCUGGAAAAUGAUUUCAGAUGAUUUCCAUUUUGGAAAGGAAAAAAAUGAAGUACAUAUUUCCAUUGUUCUGUUGAUUUUUACGACUAUGAUAAAAUAAUUUGGAGAAGUGGUGGAUAAUUUUUAGUAACAUAGUUUCUAAA
Malania oleifera is the source of this 3369-nucleotide messenger RNA. Its product is annotated as kinesin-like protein KIN-13A. Lineage: Eukaryota; Viridiplantae; Streptophyta; Magnoliopsida; Santalales; Ximeniaceae. Gene Ontology annotation, molecular function: microtubule binding; microtubule motor activity; ATP binding. The coding region runs from base 369 to 2810 and encodes 813 amino acids. Gene Ontology annotation, biological process: microtubule-based movement. The record is from RefSeq and is a predicted model, not a curated record. The transcript is spliced from 14 exons.